This is a messenger RNA of Rattus norvegicus (Norway rat), 8548 nucleotides long. RefSeq names its product ELKS/RAB6-interacting/CAST family member 1 (gene Erc1). NCBI's taxonomy places the organism in Eukaryota, Metazoa, Chordata, Mammalia, Rodentia, Muridae. The record is from RefSeq and is marked validated. The transcript has 20 exons. Gene Ontology annotation, cellular component: podosome; Golgi membrane; centrosome. Bases 431 to 3793 code for a protein of 1120 amino acids.
GCCGGUCGUGCUGUGGCUGUGGCGGCGGCGGCAGUGGUGGCGGCUGUGGUAGUGUCGGCAGCAGGCUGUCCGGGAAGCAGAAGCAGCAACGGCAGCGGCAGCGGCGGCCCUGAGGAGAGUAAGGCGGCCGAGUCGGCAGCCGCUCUCGCGUCAGGCGGAACCUCGAACUGCCCGGCGGUCGCAGGCGCCGAGGCAUUUGUCGUUUCCGACCGGGCUCUGCGCUCCCGGCCCUGGCUGGGCAGGGCAGAGUGCCCCUGGGGAGGGGCGGAGCCGUAGAUAUGGCAUAAGAUAUUUCUUCAAGAUUGGACAGCUGGUGACCUGCUAUUUCUGACAGCCUUAAGCUGACUUUAUAGCCAUAGAGAAACCUCACGGACUUGUAUUGUUGUUUUCUACUCAUACCAUUUCUGGCACCUAAGUUCACCCUGCAACCAUGUAUGGAAGUGCUCGGUCAGUGGGGAAAGUGGAACCAAGCAGCCAGAGUCCUGGGCGAUCACCUCGGCUUCCUCGGUCCCCUCGCUUAGGUCAUCGGCGAACAAAUAGCACAGGAGGGAGUUCUGGAAACAGUGUUGGAGGUGGCAGUGGGAAAACCCUUUCAAUGGAGAAUAUACAGUCCUUAAAUGCUGCCUAUGCUACAUCUGGCCCUAUGUACCUAAGUGACCAUGAAAACGUGGGUGCAGAAACACCUAAAAGCACCAUGACACUUGGCCGUUCUGGAGGACGCCUGCCUUACGGGGUUAGGAUGACUGCUAUGGGCAGCAGCCCCAACAUAGCAAGCAGUGGGGUUGCUAGUGAUACCAUAGCGUUUGGAGAGCAUCACCUCCCUCCUGUUAGUAUGGCGUCCACGGUACCUCACUCUCUUCGUCAAGCAAGAGAUAACACCAUCAUGGAUCUGCAGACGCAGCUGAAGGAAGUAUUAAGAGAAAACGAUCUUUUGAGGAAAGAUGUGGAAGUAAAGGAGAGCAAAUUAAGUUCUUCGAUGAAUAGCAUCAAGACCUUCUGGAGUCCAGAGCUGAAGAAAGAGCGGGCCUUGAGAAAAGACGAAGCUUCCAAAAUCACCAUUUGGAAGGAGCAGUACCGAGUUGUGCAGGAGGAAAACCAGCACAUGCAGAUGACAAUCCAGGCUCUCCAGGAUGAGCUGCGCAUUCAGAGGGACUUGAAUCAGCUGUUUCAGCAAGAUAGCAGCAGUCGGACUGGGGAGCCUUGUGUGGCAGAGCUCACGGAGGAGAACUUCCAGAGGCUGCAUGCUGAGCACGAGAGGCAAGCCAAGGAGCUGUUUCUCCUGCGGAAGACCCUGGAGGAAAUGGAGCUGAGGAUUGAGACUCAGAAGCAAACCCUCAAUGCUCGGGAUGAGUCCAUUAAGAAGCUUCUGGAGAUGCUACAGAGCAAAGGACUUUCUGCCAAAGCCACAGAGGAAGACCAUGAGAGAACGAGACGGCUGGCGGAGGCAGAGAUGCACGUCCACCACCUAGAGAGUCUUUUGGAGCAGAAGGAGAAGGAGAAUAAUAUGUUGAGAGAGGAGAUGCACCGGAGAUUUGAGAAUGCCCCUGACUCUGCCAAGACAAAAGCCCUGCAAACCGUUAUUGAAAUGAAGGAUUCAAAAAUUUCUUCCAUGGAGCGUGGGCUCCGAGACCUGGAAGAGGAAAUUCAGAUGCUGAAAUCAAACGGGGCUUUGAGCACAGAAGAGCGGGAGGAGGAGAUGAAGCAAAUGGAGGUGUACAGGAGCCACUCUAAGUUCAUGAAAAAUAAGGUAGAGCAACUGAAGGAGGAGCUAAGUUCCAAAGAUGCUCAAGGGGAGGAGCUGAAAAAGAGAGCGGCUGGUCUUCAGUCUGAGAUUGGCCAGGUGAAACAGGAAUUGUCCAGAAAGGACACAGAAUUACUAGCCUUACAGACAAAGCUAGAAACUCUGACGAACCAAUUCUCAGACAGCAAGCAGCAUAUUGAGGUGCUGAAAGAGUCCCUCACUGCUAAGGAACAAAGGGCCGCCAUCCUGCAGACUGAGGUGGAUGCUCUUCGAUUGCGUUUGGAAGAAAAGGAGACGAUGCUGAAUAAAAAAACCAAACAAAUCCAAGAUAUGGCUGAGGAGAAGGGCACACAAGCUGGAGAGAUACACGACCUCAAGGACAUGCUGGACGUGAAGGAGCGGAAGGUCAAUGUUCUGCAGAAGAAGAUAGAAAAUCUUCAGGAGCAGCUAAGAGAUAAGGAGAAGCAGAUGAGCAGCCUGAAAGAGCGAGUCAAGUCUCUGCAGGCAGACACCACCAACACCGACACAGCUCUGACGACGCUGGAGGAGGCCCUUGCAGAUAAAGAACGAACAAUUGAACGCUUAAAGGAACAACGGGACAGAGAUGAGCGAGAGAAGCAAGAGGAGAUUGAUACCUACAAAAAAGAUCUUAAAGACUUGAAAGAAAAAGUCAGCCUAUUGCAAGGAGACCUCUCAGAGAAGGAGGCUUCUCUUUUGGAUCUCAAAGAGCAUGCUUCUUCCCUGGCUUCCUCAGGACUGAAAAAGGACUCACGGCUCAAGACCCUAGAGAUCGCUCUUGAGCAGAAGAAGGAAGAGUGCCUAAAAAUGGAAUCACAGUUGAAAAAGGCACAUGAAGCAACACUGGAAGCCAGAGCCAGCCCAGAGAUGAGUGACCGAAUACAGCAAUUGGAGAGAGAGAUGGCCAGGUACAAAGAUGAAUCCAGCAAGGCCCAAACAGAAGUUGACCGUCUCUUGGAAAUCUUGAAAGAGGUGGAAAAUGAGAAGAAUGACAAAGAUAAGAAGAUAGCUGAGUUGGAAAGUCUCACCUCAAGGCAGGUGAAAGACCAGAAUAAGAAGGUAGCGAAUCUGAAGCACAAGGAGCAGGUGGAGAAGAAGAAAAGUGCGCAGAUGCUGGAGGAGGCCCGGAGGAGGGAGGACAGUCUCAGCGACAGCUCUCAGCAGCUGCAGGACAGUCUCCGUAAGAAGGAUGACAGGAUUGAAGAGCUGGAAGAAGCACUGAGAGAAAGUGUACAGAUAACUGCAGAGCGGGAAAUGGUGCUGGCACAAGAGGAAUCAGCCAGGACCAAUGCUGAGAAACAGGUGGAAGAGCUGUUGAUGGCUAUGGAGAAGGUGAAGCAAGAGCUGGAGUCCAUGAAAGCUAAGCUGUCCUCCACCCAGCAGUCUCUGGCAGAGAAGGAGACACAUCUAACCAACCUCCGGGCAGAGAGAAGGAAACACUUAGAGGAGGUUCUGGAGAUGAAACAAGAAGCUCUUCUGGCUGCCAUUAGCGAAAAGGACGCUAACAUAGCCCUCCUGGAGCUCUCCUCCUCGAAGAAAAAGACCCAAGAAGAAGUGGCCGCACUGAAACGGGAAAAGGACCGCCUGGUGCAGCAGCUCAAACAGCAGACACAAAAUCGAAUGAAACUAAUGGCUGACAACUAUGAAGAUGACCACUUCAGAUCCUCCCGUUCCAAUCAGACGAACCAUAAACCCUCCCCAGACCAGAUCAUCCAGCCCCUUUUAGAACUUGACCAAAAUAGAAGCAAGUUAAAGUUGUAUAUUGGACACCUGACAGCCCUCUGCCAUGACCGAGACCCCUUAAUCCUCCGUGGACUCACUCCACCAGCUUCCUAUAAUGCAGAUGGUGAACAGGCAGCUUGGGAGAAUGAGCUGCAGAAGAUGACUCAGGAGCAGCUUCAGAACGAGUUAGAGAAAGUUGAAGGGGACAAUGCAGAGCUGCAGGAGUUCGCCAACACCAUUCUCCAGCAGAUAGCUGAUCACUGCCCUGACAUCCUCGAACAAGUUGUCAAUGCCCUGGAAGAGUCCUCCUGACAUGCUCCAAGAAAGGUGACCAAGGAGCCAGAGAGGAGAACCUGAGGAACGGGUGUCUGGGCCGCCCCAUCCUAGACCCUGCCAGCUGGGCGUGCCAGUCCAGCCAUCUGUGUCUGUCUCUGCCUUCCGCUUUGAAUGCUGCCUGCACACGUCUCCUGGUCUCCAUGAAAAACUGCCCUUGGCGUCAGCAGUGGAGGGCUGGGGGUGCACUCCGCCCUUCCAGAAACAGGAAGCAGAAGCCCACUCAGGUUCUGUGCUUUGAAAGCUUGGAGCUGAAGCAUUAGCAUGAGUGCUUUCUCCUCGGAGGGUAGAGAAGGAGGAAGGGUGACCAGGGACGAGAAGAGCGAGUGCUCCUCUCUGUGUCAAGCUGCCUCGUGUUUACCAUGUUUACCGUCAUGAACCCCAGGUACAGGCUGGCUUCAUGCAGCUUAGCUCUUGGCCUGUUGCCUCUCUCACCUGCACUGCUUUUAGCUGACAGGAGGAAGAUGUUCACAGUGGUCACCCAUCUCACGCUUCUUUAAGGCCUUUGACCUUCCCAUGCUGCACGGUUAGGUUAAUGUCUGACUGAAGAGAAGAGGACUUAAUGUACAGGGCCUGUUGUCACUGCUUGCAGUUUUGCUCCUCAGAAGAUGUCCCGGAGGGCCAGUCUGAUUCCUCCUGAACAUUAUCCACAAUGCUCUCUGCUCCCCAAGCUGCUGUAGAACAGGGGUUGCUGGUGUCUGUGACCCAUCCUGCCUUCUCAGCUUUACUCUUAAGGAACAUUCUCAGAGCCACAGCCUCAUAGCCUGCCUAGCAACUGAGUUUGUCUUAAUUCACACCCAUUCCCUCCUCCAUUCAUUCAUUCAAAAAUGUUAUGAAAUGCCCACUGUAUACACAUCAGUGUGCACGGUGCCCAUCCUUGGAAAAGGCUCAAAUAGGGAUGGUGUGGAAGUCCGUGAGACAUGCUCAGUUGAAUCAUGGCAGUGAACUCAUACCUUCUCCCCUCUUCCCAGAAACAUCUUCAGACCAGCAUUCUUUGUUCUCCACUCUCAUGGCAUCUGUGGGCUUGGGUGAGCCACGUCUUUGCUGGGAAGAUCCCAUUUGGCAGGUCAGGAUUUUUGCUGUCAGUGUUAUUGCCCUGAAACAUGUUCUGUUUAAGGAACUGUACAUGCUCAUUUGCGUCAGCUGACUGCUUAACACACCCAUGCGCGCUUCGUGGACAUAGCCAGCACUGUGCUGAGCUCAGGCAGAGCCAGUUGAAUGUCUCGGCAUUUUGCAGACUUUCCCCCAGGUGUAGAGGACAGCUACCAGACAUAGUCAAGCUCUACAAGAGUGCAGCUCAUGUCCAGUUCUUCAUCCCUGAAGCAGACGCCUGACGCUGCUGCCUUCUGAGGAGGCUGCUAAGGCCUGCUUUCUCCCUCUGCCCAGUUACACUCAAAGGAAUUUAACACUGCCCACAAAUCUCUCACCGCCUUCAACCCAGGACAUCAUGCAGCCACUAUUGUCACAGUCACAGCGCUGGCUCCCCUUCUCUGCCACACAGUGUUCCUUUGUGGGUGCUGAGAGAGUUCCCGUGAGGGUUCGGUGGACUCUGCCAUGGACCUCUCACAGAGGUGCUUUUGGAGGUCCCAGCCUGGCCACCGGGAAUAUGGAAAUUAGGCCAAAAUAUGAUAGUCCUUGCUGCUCAUUUCUCAAUGUUUUUAUUGUCCCGUCCGUAAAUCCUGUAGAAGACCCCCCUGUAUUGUAGGAUAGGAAGGUUAGAAUCUUAUUUAAUUCUCAUAACAUAAGGAACCAUUACCUAGUAACUGCUUCACAGGCUACAGUGGAAUCCAGAAAGCUUAGAAGAGUCCAGGCCCACAGAAGUAGCCUAGCCCACCCCCGCCAGCUGCUGCUCCAGCUGUUCUCUGAGGGACACCAUAGGCACGACUCCUUAUACGUACCUAUCUGGUACUUAGUAGAAGUACCACUUGCCACCCUUCCUAACUGGACACAUGACCCAGUCCACCACAUCCUGCUCCAUCGUCCCUCCAGAGAGGCUGCAGGAACCCUGCAGGACACGCUUGUUGAGAAGGCAAGUUUCUAAGGCAAACCUUGUCUGAUUGCUGCACCACAGCAAAGGAUUCUCCUCCUCAGGUGGUGAUCCAGCAACUCAAAUGGCUCUGGAGACUGUGGAGCUAAAGUUGAACGUAAAUGUAGUCUUCGUGUUGGGCAAAGUCCUAGGGUAUCUGGCAUUCAGAUCCUACUGACUACAUUCAUGAAGCCAAUGUUUCCUAAAUGCUUAACUGCCACUGCACUGGGACACGCCAUUCCAUGACUGUCUUCACGCACGCAUGUUCCUUCCAGUAGCUGCCCUCAAGAGCUCACUGCAUGUUGGCUAGGAUCAUCCCUCACUUCAUUCCAUCGUCAAGCCUCAUAGCUUUUGCACCUAGAGUGAAGGUGGCCUCCCUCCAGGCCUUUGGAGAAGGGUUAAAGCAAGCAUGUGUCACUAUAUAGGAUGUGAUACCCACAGACCCAAGUACCAGCAGACCCUGUGUCAGCAGUGUCUACCCCAAGUGACAUCAUCAAGAUGACAGUAGGAAACGAGGCUGGAAGCCAACCUUGGGCUGCUGGCUCUGCAUACCUUAGUAGACUCUGUCCCUGGCCCUUGAUGAGUGACUGAUGGCACAUCUGAUUGGGAUUAGCAAGUAUUAAAGACAUUUAAGAUGAGAAGUCAGAGUGGGCUUUAGCAACUCGGAAAUGUGAAGGGGUCCGUGGUCCCUGCCGGCCUUUAUGCUCACGCUUGAGAAGGCCCGAGUGUACCUCCUCACCAGCGGGCUUUAGAAGCCCUGGGAGAGCAGACUGGAAUGAGACCACCAGCGGUGUAGCAGGUCGAGAUGUGGCUGGCUGUGUCCUGUCCAUCUGUUUGGCCUCCUGGGAAGAAAGCGUUGGCUCAAUUUCUUUCUCAGGAGAGAUGAAGUCAGCACAGAUGGUUCUCACGUGCUACUGUCCUGCCCUCCACUGUUGACACUGGGACUGGCUUGGCAUCACACCCUCCUGUUUGUGAAGCACAGACUCACUGGCCUCCCUCCAGGUCCUUGAAGAAGGGUCAGAGCAAGGAUAUGUUGCUCCACAGGAUGUGACACCCACAGGCCUAAGUCCCAGCAGACCCUGUGUCAGCAGUCGGUCACUCAAGUCUGCCUCACCUCCUGCCUGAAGAGGCCAGAGCCAUGGAAAAGGAGAAAGAAGGAUAAGGCUGUACCACAGGCCUGUCGGGCACCCACUGUCACUGCCAGUCUCAGAGAUUUUGUUUAAAGAUUUGUUCUUUCCUGUGAACCAAGAGAACGUUCAGGGAAAAAGAAUAUAUGCUUCACCUGGGGAUCCUUCCGAACAAAAUGGCUGUCUGAACUCUUUUUAAACAGAAACUUUCCAAACUUUUUAGUGUCAAAAUUGUAACCAAGUGUCUCCUGAUUCUUCCCAAUGUGUUUGGCAAGUGCUGUGACCCUGUUGUAGGUAUUUCUCCUCCUGCCUCUUCUGAGGGAGAAGUGACUUUAGGGGUUGACUUGAGGGAGCAGGUAUCUGUCCCGUCCUGCCACCUCUCUUGUAUCUCUGCUUGUUGAUAUUGUCUGUGUGAUUCAGAGAACGGGGCAGUUACAUUGUGUCCAUUGUUGAGAAUAUUAAAAUAUUAAAAAAGUAGUUAUAGAACUAAAAAAUUAAAGAGCUGUGUUUUAAAAGAUGCAAACCCAUAAAUAUGUUAACAAAGGGAUUCAAGCUAUGGGCAGCCUAGCUCCUCCCCCUCCAGGUUGGUGCGGUGGUAGCCAGGCCAGCCCUUGGGAGACACACUGACCACACCUGAGUUAGGUGACUGCCUGGGAACAGGACACCUGCCCAGUGGUGCAGUGAGAAUCUGGGGCUCGCUCAGAGACUCUCCGUUGUGUCAGGGUUUUCUCUACAUCCUCAGGACCUCUGGGUAGAGGCGUUAAAGUUGGUGACCCCAGAACCACCCUCACCCUCACAUUGGAUCAAGCCUCGUGUGCCUAGUGCUAUGUUGUAACCUGGGCUUGAGCCUGGAGCUCCUGCUUGCAAGGCCACAGGACCUCUUCCUGCCCACUUGGUGCUAUCUCAUCAUAACCAUCUAACAGGGCAGCCUGGUCUCCUGGAGCCUGGGGGCCAGGGGCCGUGGGUGGCCCUCGGAGCUCAGCUCUCUCUGGCUCCUGAUCUUAGAUUUUUCCUUUUGAAGCUUUUUAGACCCAAACUCCCUUGGCUUCAGAGAUGUCCGAGUCAGGGAGGGAAGUGAGCCAGGCUGAGGUGAGGAGAUCCACCACUCUGCCACAGUAAGCACACUAGUCCAGCCCCUCUUCCCUGCCACACCAGUAUUACAUCCAUCCUUUAAAGAUCUAGUCCCACCUGAGGCACACGUCAUCCCUCGGCCCAGCUGCCCCCAGUGCAGACUAGAAACCCGGGAUGGACACACUGACGUUUCUUUGCACCCCUACUUUAGAAGAGGCAUGUUGCACUUUAGUGGGGAGCCCAGAACACUGGGCACUGGCUUCCUAUAGCUUGAGUCCCUGUAGAUAGCAGUGAUGGCAGCCUGGUGGUUUGUGUGAAGCAGCUGCAACUGCUGUCUUCAACUGCACACAUGUGCAGUUCUAGAGUCAAAUUCUGGCCUGGUGAUGACAUUACAAAGACGCGAUCGGUUCAACUUUGCCUUGGUAAUUAUUGUAAACACUUUGUUCAACUUUUUUCUUUUUUAUUCACAAACUAAAUCCAUCAGGAAAUUAUAAACUUAUUUAAAAACUG